AUGUCAUCUCCAAGAAUUGCUAUCAUAGGGGCUGGUCCGGCCGGUUGUAUGUUGGGGAGGAUCUUGUCACUCUCUAAUGUCCCCUUCACGAUUUACGAAAGCGACGCCAGUCCCAACUAUCGCUCCCAAGGAGGCACAUUAGACUUACAUCCCGGAACAGGCCUAGCAGCUAUGAAGGAAGCUCAAUUAUGGGACGAAUUCAUGGAACAUGCUCGCUUUGAUGGCGAUUACAUGAUAAUGGCAGACAAAAAUCUGAAGCCUUUCAUACAGAUAGGUCCCAGCAACAAGCUCAACGAGCGUCCUGAGAUUGAUCGCUUUCAGCUACGUAGGAUCCUCACAGAGUCGCUCCCGGAAGGAUCUAUCAAGUGGGGGCAUCGUUUGCAGCGGGUUGAGGAAGGUAAUACUUUAAUAUUUGACCACGCAACAGAGUCUGGUUUCGAUCUCAUCAUCGGAUGCGAAGGGGGUUGGAGCAAGGUCCGAAGCUACAUCUCAUCAGCGGUGAAACCACAAUACACUGGGGUUGGGUAUCACCGUCUAACAAUAUUAGAUGCGGCAACAACUGCUCCAGAUCUCUACAAGGUCGUUAACCGUGGAAGCCUAUUUGCCAGUUCAAAUGGGCAGAGGAUGGCAGUACAACAGAUGGGUGAUGGGAGCAUCAACGUCUCCUGGACUGCGCGCCGCCCUGAAAAUUGGACCCAGACUUGCGGAUAUAAUCCUCAUAAUAUCGACCAAGUUAAGAAUGCAAUCCUCAAGGAGAUGGAGGAUUGGUGUCCCCUUCUUCGUGGGGCGAUCGAGAAGGCAUGCGACGGUGUAUGCGACCCGAAAAAUCUUUAUCAGCUGCCCGUCGGUUGGCAUUGGGAGCACCGCCGCGGCGCAACGCUCAUAGGGGAUGCCGCGCAUCUGAUGACCCCGUUCGCCGGCGAAGGGGUGAAUGUCGCGUUUGACGACGCGCGAAAGCUCGCCACUGCUAUUAUCAGAGCAGUGCAAGCAGGCGGCGAAGCAGACCAGCUGGACAAGAAUAUACAGGCAUUUGAGGAGGAAAUGUUCACGCGCAUGGUAGUGUAUCAACGACAGACAGAUGAUGUGACGAAACUCUGGUUCUUCAGCGAGGGUAAUAUGUGGGAUGUGAUUCCGAAAAUAAUGCUGGUUCACGCCAAAGCCAGAGUACCAACAGUCUUGUAUCCUUUGGCAUGGGGGCUCAUAAAUUCUUACUGGUUCAUCAAGGCUAGACUCUCCGGUUAA
Molecule: messenger RNA, 1242 nt
Organism: Annulohypoxylon truncatum
Lineage: Eukaryota; Fungi; Ascomycota; Sordariomycetes; Xylariales; Hypoxylaceae
Product: FAD/NAD(P)-binding domain-containing protein
Exons: 1
Coding region: 1-1242 (413 amino acids)
Molecular function (GO): FAD binding
Source: RefSeq, a predicted model, not a curated record